This is a messenger RNA of Lodderomyces margitis, 1284 nucleotides long. Its product is annotated as 2-(3-amino-3-carboxypropyl)histidine synthase. NCBI's taxonomy places the organism in Eukaryota, Fungi, Ascomycota, Pichiomycetes, Serinales, Debaryomycetaceae. The record is from RefSeq and is a predicted model, not a curated record. The transcript has a single exon. Gene Ontology annotation, molecular function: 2-(3-amino-3-carboxypropyl)histidine synthase activity. Gene Ontology annotation, biological process: protein histidyl modification to diphthamide. The coding region runs from base 1 to 1284 and encodes 427 amino acids.
AUGAGUCCUGCUGAAAUUCAGAUCGACAACGAGGCAGAGUCAGAGAAACCCAAGAUUGCAAAAAGAAGAUUUGUUGGUAGAAAGCCAAAUUCAGACAUUAAAGCUACAGCCGAGGAUCAACCAUUAGUCAAAACUCGCAUUAAGCGUCAUAUUGGUAGAGCCAUCAACCAAAUUCCUGAUGAUAUAUUAAAUGAUAAAGACUUGAAUGAAGCUAUAAAGCUACUACCUUCCAACUACAACUUUGAAAUCCACAAGACAGUAUGGAAUAUUCGCAAACAAAAUGCCAAACGAGUUGCUUUGCAAAUGCCAGAAGGUCUACUUAUUUAUUCGUUAAUUAUUUCAGAUAUAUUGGAGGAAUUUUGCCAAGUUGAAACAUUAGUAAUGGGAGAUGUAUCAUACGGAGCAUGUUGUAUUGAUGAUUUCACCGCGAGAUCACUAGAUUGUGAUUUUAUAGUUCACUAUGCUCAUUCAUGUCUUGUCCCCAUUGACAUUACCGAGAUUAAGGUAUUGUAUGUAUUUGUCACGAUAAACAUUGAUGAAACGCAUUUGAUCAAGACCAUAAAGAGGAAUUUCGAUCAAGGAGCCCAGAUUGCCAUCUUUGGUACUAUACAAUUCAACCCCACAAUCCAUAGUGUCAAGGCCAUUUUGGAAAAUGAUCCUGAGAAGCCAAUUUAUUUAAUCCCGCCUCAAGCAAGACCGUUGUCAAAGGGUGAGCUCCUAGGUUGUACAUCAGCCAGGCUAAACAAGGAACAUAUCCAAGCGACGAUAUACGUUGGUGAUGGGAGAUUCCAUCUUGAAAGUUCAAUGAUCCACAACCCCGAUAUCCCUGCAUAUCGCUACGAUCCCUACGAUCGAAAAUUCACUCGCGAGUACUACGAUCAGACACAAAUGACGCGAGUGAGAGAAGAUGCUGUCGUCACAGCGAGAAAAGCCAGGAAAAUUGGGCUAAUCCUUGGUGCUUUAGGACGACAGGGGAACCCCGUAACAUUACAAAAGUUGGAACAUCAACUUUCUCAAAAAGGAGUACAAGUGGUCAAGAUCAUUCUUAGUGAGAUAUUUCCGCAAAAAUUGUCCAUGUUUGAUGACGUUGAUGCUUUUGUACAAGUCGCUUGUCCUAGAUUAUCGAUUGACUGGGGUUAUGCAUUUAAUAAGCCAUUGCUAACUCCAUACGAAGCAAUGGUGAUGCUUGAACAGGAUACAAUGUGGGACGAGAAAUACUACCCAAUGGACUAUUAUGCCAAAGAUGGUUACGGUAGAGGACAGAAACCCAUUCGAGGAGAAUAG